GUGUAUAUACGCAAACAUGCACUUGGGAGCCCUAGGAUAGACUCCACAGUAUUAUCUUGAUUCUGAUCUCUCAUAUUUGCUAGUCAUGGAUCAAUCCCUUUUCAAAGAUCUCACCACCUCUCGUGGAAUAAAAUACCACUACUUCUACUCUCCUCCUACUGAUGUGGCCAAGCCCGUGUUGCUGCUUAUCCACGGUUUCCCGUCUACGUCGUACGACUGGCAUCGCGUCACGCCCUUCUUCCUCAAGGGUGGAUUUGGAGUGCUUGUCCCUGAUUUGCUGGGUUAUGGUUUGACAGACAAGCCGAAGGACACUGCAGAGUAUGUUGCGAGCAAGGUCUGCAAGGACCUGAUCGAUAUCCUUGAUUUUGAGAAGGUCGAGAAAGUCGUAGCUGUUGGUCACGAUUGGGGCUCAAAAGUAGUAUCUCGUCUUGCGAACUUCUACCCAGAGCGUUUCCUCGCCUUUGCAUUCUUUGCGGCUUCCUAUAUUGCUCCAGCAACAGUGUAUGAUUACCAAAAGCACAUUGAAAUGUCGCGUAGCACCGUGGGACAUGAUCAGUUUGGCUACUGGGAGUUCUUCGCGGAAGAGGGAUCGGAUAAGGUGAUCGAGCAACAUUGGGAUUCUUUCCACAGUAUAAUAUUUCCACAUGAUCCGUUGCUGUGGAGAUCCAACGUGGCACCAUUGGGAGCGUUGAGAGUAUGGGUGCAAGCUGAUCGCAAAGGUUCCCUUCCGCACUAUCUUACUGAAGAGGACAAAGCUCAACAAUCUAAGAACUUCUUGAGAGACGGCAUUCGGGGAGGCCUGAAUUGGUACAAGCUUAUGAUUGACAAGCCUUCACUUGGCGCUGAGGAUGACAAAGCUAUCCCGAUUUCCCGCUACGACAUCUCUCACCCUACCUUUUUCGGCGCCGCUUUACAAGACCAAAUUUGCGUGGCGUCUCUUGGACGUGCUGCAAUGGGGAAGCACUGCACCAAUGCGACGAUACGUGAAUUUGAUGCUGAUCAUUGGGUGAUUUUGUCGCAUGGAGAGGAAGUUGCGGAUGCUUUGACGCAGUGGGUUUUAGAGGAGGUGUUGAAGGAGUAGGAGAAACUCGGAAACACGGAGGACUUGCUUGAAACGGUGCGAACGAGGACAAGGGCAGAUGGUUAUUUUGAAAGGAAUGUGCUUCCUCUAUGAUUUCAUUUCCGCUUUUUAGGGAACAUGUAUAACAGGCAAUGGUGCACUAUCAUGUGAAGUAUAUUCCUGGACCCAGAGGUUCCAGGUUUCCAUUUCGACAUUGAGGUUUUUUUUUUCUUCCCGGAACUUUUAUACCUCUUAUGUACCGAUCUGCAUGACUCGCCUUCAUUUGUAAGCAAUUCGUAUGUCUUGAUUGAUACCGCUGCCUCUUUAUUCUCAUUUCCUUUGCUUUCCAUUCAAUAUAGUGGCUUGCAUGGUAGCAGACAGAGCCAGAUCCUGAC
Serpula lacrymans var. lacrymans S7.9 is the source of this 1455-nucleotide messenger RNA. RefSeq lists its product as uncharacterized. The record is from RefSeq and is a predicted model, not a curated record. The coding region runs from base 86 to 1081 and encodes 331 amino acids. Gene Ontology annotation, molecular function: catalytic activity. NCBI's taxonomy places the organism in Eukaryota, Fungi, Basidiomycota, Agaricomycetes, Boletales, Serpulaceae. The transcript is spliced from 5 exons.